Molecule: messenger RNA, 1227 nt
Organism: Pestalotiopsis fici W106-1
Lineage: Eukaryota; Fungi; Ascomycota; Sordariomycetes; Amphisphaeriales; Sporocadaceae
Exons: 3
Coding region: 1-1227 (408 amino acids)
Source: RefSeq, a predicted model, not a curated record
AUGGUCCGUUCGUUCCUUGUUCCAUUCUUUUCCCUCGCCGCGGGUCUGUCUGUCUCGGCCCAUGUGCCGGAGCCGCGUAACACGGCCAAGGCCAACGGCACCGGUGUCGUCAAUUCCACCGCCGCCAACUGCACCGGAGUCGCCGCUGUCUCCCCACGCUGCUCCUCCAGCGAGGUCCUGUACACGCGCGAUGUGUACUAUGUGGGUGGUCGGUUGAUCAAUACUGGCUCUGCUAAUAUCACGGCCGAUCAACUCUAUGUCGAGAAGCUCACUCCCAGUGGCGGUGUUCAACAUGCUCACCCGCUCGUCUUCUUCCAUGGUGGUGCCGUGUCGGGCGUGACAUGGCUGAAUACUCCAGACGGGAGAAGAGGCUUUGCUUCCUACUUCCUCGAGCAAGGCUAUCAGGUCUACCUUCUUGACCACACUGGCGUCGGCAGAUCUUCCCAGGAAGAUACCUCUGAAUAUGUCCUCUGGAACUCCACAGGCAUUGACGGUGUACAAUCGGGUUUUACUGCGCCAGAGUUGGCUGCUACUUACCCUCAGGCUGUCAACCAUACGCAAUGGCCUGGCACUGGCCAGAGAGGCGACCCUUAUUUUGAGCAGUUUGCCAAGGGCGUCAUUCCCUUUACCAGCAACUGGACCGUGGGCGAGCUGUCCAUGCGGGCCUCGGGCUGUGACCUGCUGGAACUGAUUGGUCCCUCGUACCUAGUAUCGCACUCCUCGGGCGCGCAGUAUCCCAUUCUGCUGUCCAACGACUGCCCGGACCUGGUGGCAGGCAACAUAAACCUUGAGCACUCUACGCAGCCGUUUUGGAACUAUGGUACCACCUUGAACUCUGGCUCGUCGAUUCGUCCUUGGGGUCUGGCUAAUACUCCCUUGACCUACGACCCUCCGGUUUCGGACGCCUCGGAGCUGGACAAGGUGUGGGACGGCAACGACACCUUGGCCCUGCGCCGGUGCUACCUCCAGACCGAGCCCGCCCGCCAGCUCCCCCAGCUGGCCAAGGUGCCGUACCUUUGCACCACCGGCGAGGCUAGCGUGCACGCCACCUAUGAUCACUGUGUCAUCAACUACCUCGAGCAGGCCGGCGUCAAGACGGACUGGAUCAAGCUCGCUGACGUGGGCAUUCACGGUAACGGCCAUUUCGGUCAUCUGGAGCUCAACAAUCUCGACAUUGCAGAAGUGGUCCGAGAAUGGAUCGUAAAGCAGGAUGCUCUGUCCAGCUAA